AUGGGCCCGACCGCGCGCGCGGACGAACGCGCGACGUCGUCGUCGUCUGCGGCGGCUCGUCCCGCGCUCGACGCGGCGCGGUGCGUCGUUCGAGUGUCGGACGCGCUCGAGCGAGUGAUGGGCGUGACGCGCGACGACGACGCGCGAGAGGCGCUGGCGGCGGCCACGGCGGAGGUCAAGGCGCUCGCGCGAUGCAUCGCCCCCAUGGCGAUGUCCGAACGCGAUUCGACGGCGAAAGCGAGGGAGACGGCGACGUGGGAGGCGAACGGGGACGCGCGCGGGAGAGCGCUCGCGCGGCGGGUGGAGGCGUUGGAGCGCGCGUUGGCCGAAUCGAGAAAGAAGCGAGAGGAUCUGGAGCGCGAGGUGGGGGCGGAGAGGAGUGCGUGGAUGCGGGAGGCGAAGCGUGAGCUGGACGCGGCGUUGAGACGGGUGGAGGCGUCGAGAAAUGGGGAACGGGAGCGGGCGCUGGAGCGCGAGACGCGCAGGCUUCGGGCGGCGAACGAGGAGAUGAGAGCCGAGGCGCUUGAGCUGGAACAAGAGCUCGUGCGGUGCGAGAAGGCACGACGACGGUUGGAGAAGGAGAACGAGCUGUUGGUAGAUGCGACGCGGGCGGCACGGAAGGAGUUCGAGAGGCGGGACCGGGAGGCGGCGUGCGCGAGCGCCGCGAGACGCGCCGCGACAAACGCGGCUACCGUCGCGAUGGCGACGUCGCCGGGACGGACAAAAACGACGAACGGUCAGGGAAGACUCGCACCGUCGCCGUCGCAGUUACCGGCUUACCUUGGGUCGCCGUUUGGGGGCGUUCGAACACGCGAUUAG
Ostreococcus tauri is the source of this 819-nucleotide messenger RNA. Its product is annotated as unnamed product. The transcript has a single exon. The record is from RefSeq and is a predicted model, not a curated record. Bases 1 to 819 code for a protein of 272 amino acids. NCBI's taxonomy places the organism in Eukaryota, Viridiplantae, Chlorophyta, Mamiellophyceae, Mamiellales, Bathycoccaceae.